AGGUCCCCCAGCAGCUCGCUGCCACCACCGCUGCUGAACCACUUGCCAGCCAUGUCAGGGAGCACCAAUGUCCCCCAUAAGACCUCUCUGCCUGAGGGCCUCCGCGUGGGCACCGUGAUGAGGAUUCGAGGAGUCGUCCCUGAGAAGGCCAGCAGGUUCCACGUAAACCUGCUGUGCAGCGAGGAGCCCGAAGCGGACGCGGCCUUGCAUUUCAACCCGCGGCUGGACGCCACCGAGGUGGUCUUCAACAGCAAGGAGCGCGGCGCCUGGGGCCCGGAGGAGCGCGGCCCUGGCCUCCCCUUCCAGCGCGGGCAGCCCUUCGAGGUCCUUCUCAUCACCACCGAAGAUGGCUUUAAGGCCGUGGUCGGGGACUCCGAGUACCACCACUUCCGUCACCGGCUGCCGCUGACGCGCGUGCGCUUGAUGGAGGUGGGCGGCGACGUGCAGCUGGGGUCCGUGAGGGUUUUCUGAGCAGAACCAAGAGCCUGGGGUCGCGGGAGGCCGGGAAGAAGGAUGGAAAAUAAAGUAUUAGACCCCA
Marmota monax (woodchuck) is the source of this 538-nucleotide messenger RNA. RefSeq names its product galectin 7 (gene Lgals7). The record is from RefSeq and is a predicted model, not a curated record. Lineage: Eukaryota; Metazoa; Chordata; Mammalia; Rodentia; Sciuridae. Gene Ontology annotation, molecular function: carbohydrate binding. The transcript is spliced from 4 exons. The coding region runs from base 52 to 471 and encodes 139 amino acids.